This is a messenger RNA of Balearica regulorum gibbericeps (East African grey crowned-crane), 2586 nucleotides long. The record is from RefSeq and is a predicted model, not a curated record. Lineage: Eukaryota; Metazoa; Chordata; Aves; Gruiformes; Gruidae.
AAACAGAAGGAAUCCAAUUGGAAAUUUGUGGAAGAGCUACUUAAAAAAUCCACUGAUGCUCAAGCUGGUGUGUUAGAGGAACACUUACGAAUGCAUCUUCAGUGCUGUUUGACUUUGUGUAGUGUCUGGGAGUUGAACCUAUCUAUUGUCACCAUACUUUGGGAUUAUUACAGCAAGAACCUGAACAGUUGCUUUACUGUUCCCUGGCUUGGUCUGAGGGGUCUGGCAAAUAUUAGUAAAACUUCUUUGUCAAUGCUUGAGUUGGUGAAGAGUUGCUGUUGUGAACAGCAGAUCCCCGACUUGUACAAGUCCAGCAACAGUUACUUCAUUUUUCUCAGCAUCUUGGCACGGAUGAUGAAAGAAGAGGCAGAGAACAGUGGCGUGCAGCCUUGGAAACAAAUUAAAGGACGAAUUUAUUCCAAGUUCCAUCGGAGAAGAAUGCAGGAGCUGACAGAAGUGGGGCUGCAGAACUUUUUUAAUCUGUUCCUCAUGCUAGCAAUUGUUGCGGAGACAGAAGACAUAGUGAGUCGAGUGUUGGAUCUUUUGGAUUUGCUGACUCCGUCCUCCAUCACUGUGUCUCAGAGAGCUCUCAUCUGGAGAGGUCAUUUUGCUUUCCUUUUGAUUUAUGUUGAGAAGAGCAUGGACAUUAGUGUCCUAGCAGAGAAACUCUCAAAUGCUUUCCGUGAGAAGGCAAAGGAGUUUUUAGUAACCAAAAAUGAUUAUACACAGAAACAAAAUCUCUGGACUCUACUUUCAACCUAUAUUGAUGGUGUCCAAGAAGUGUUUGAGACCAGCUGCUACUUGAGCCUUUCGGAGGAAAAGUUGCUAAAUGAUGGUUUUACUAUGCUGCUGCCUGCUUGUCGAGGAGCUGAGCUGAGUAUGGUCCUAAAUUUUCUUCAGGUUGUUCUAGCCAGACUUCGGAGUGUGCACAAACGUGUAAGCCAGGGACUUCAGCCAGGGAACGCGGCCCCAGAGGCACAGCUUCCAUUAGCGGCUAAAGAGCACCACCUUGCUGUCGCCAGUGCUCUCUAUUUGAAGAGCCAGCGAAUGUCACAGAUGCCACCUUCCCCACAGCUUGCUGAUACAGCUGCAGGUUUUACUCUUUUAGCUUUGGAUAUACCCAGCAAAGCCCUAUCAGAUCUCCAGCCACAGCCUGUUCUAUCAAUGAUGCAGCUGUUUGGAUGGGAUGACAUGGUGUGGCCUCAGCUGGUGUCCAGAUAUCUAAGUCACCUAAUUCAAAACAGUGCACUGUGUGAAGCUUUUUCUAGUAUGGGAUAUACUUCCUAUGAAGCUUUGACAGUACGUUCUUGGUUUCGCUGCAUUUUGCAAAUGUUCAUAGAUCAACCGACUGGUAUGCUGGCCAAGACAGAUGCUGAGCGAACAGUUGCAAAAGCCUAUAUGGAGCAGCUGACUGAAAUGACAAGACUGAUUUUUAGACUCUCAGAAGUAGAAAACAUUCUUGCAAAGGCUCAUGUCGAAGAGUCAGUUUUCAAGCAAGACCCUAAAAACGCGCUUGUUCAAUUCAUUAAGGCUGUUGGUAGAGCUUACAGUGGCCUUCAAACACUCCCUGAAAAAUCUGCCAUGGUAGCAAAGACUCUGGAAUAUUUAGGUGAUGUAUUAAAGUAUGUAAAACCUUAUCUGAAGGUGAAAGGACCUCCAGAAGGUCUGCAGCUUACAUAUUGGAUCAUAGGAUGUCUGGUAAAGUUCUGGGCACCGAUACUAGCUACUUCCAAAGCACAGCAACUCCUGUUCCGCAUUGUGGAUUGCUUGCUGCUGCCGCACUCUGUGCUCCAGCAGGACAAAGAACUGCCUGCAGCUUUGCUGUCUGCCAUUCAGGAAAGCCUACCUCUUUAUCUUCAGGGCCUGUCCUUUAUAUGUUGUCAGUCCCAAACACAAGGUGCCUAUUUAAAUCAACUGCUUGGUAGCAUUAUUCAACAGUAUUUUGGACGAUUUCUCCCUUCUUCUCCGACUGCGCUUGGAGCCGGACAGCAUCCUAUGCUGACUGCUUUAUGCAGUUCCAUUACAGCCCCCCAGAUGCUCCGUCUACGGAAGACCACUCUGCAUGUCAUAAAUGAAAACUACAUGCAGUUCAAAGGUAACGCUCCACCUCCUCGCUUGGCCUCGGUUCUUGCUUUCAUUCUUGAAGUGCUGCAGAGAACCCAGAGCACUGAACUAUGUGACAUUGACUUAGUCCUCCCAGCCGUGUUGAAAUGCUUGGUAUUGGUUAAUGAGCUACAAGUUAAAAAAUUCUCCACAGACAUUGUACAGUACAUGGUAGAAGGCUGCCAAGCAGGGUCAGGAGGAGAACGUGCCACCCAGCUGACUUCUGUAUUUAGGCAGUUUAUCCAGGACUAUACUGCCGUAUAUGAUCACCGGGUUUUCAGCACACUAGAAACGGUGGCAGUCUUGGAUCAGACGUUAGUUACCAGCCUGAUUCCCACAAUCACACAGUCUCUGAAGGAUUCGGAGCACAAACAAGGUCUUGGAAGAAAUGCUGCACAGAGAGAAGCGUAUAAAAGACUCUUAUCUUACCUCGCAGAGGCUGGAAAAAAUGAGAUACAAAAACUGGAAAAUGAGACAGGUUAG